Zychaea mexicana is the source of this 437-nucleotide messenger RNA. RefSeq lists its product as uncharacterized. Gene Ontology annotation, molecular function: protein binding. Lineage: Eukaryota; Fungi; Mucoromycota; Mucoromycetes; Mucorales; Lichtheimiaceae. The coding region runs from base 93 to 353 and encodes 86 amino acids. The transcript is spliced from 4 exons. The record is from RefSeq and is a predicted model, not a curated record.
UAAAAGAUAUAUAUUUUCCAACAAGCUCAUCCCAAUGCGUUUAGUGUUGUACAAAACCAAGCACUUUCAUAACCAACACUCGCGAAUUCGCCAUGACGAUGGAAAUGCUUCUUCCAAGUCUACCAAACGAGAUUCAAGACGAAAUCUUUCAGUACCUUUCAUUGUCUGAUUGCUGGGUUUUAGCUCGUGUGUGCAAAGCUUGGCGAUUCAUGGUCUUAAACUGGCAACCGUUAUGGAGUUGCUUAGUCACGCUCCUAAAACGCUCUAUUGUACCGGACAUACUUCCAUAUAUAAGGUUAUCAAUUUCAUUCAUGAGCAAGGUUUCUAUGCGAUUUCGAAAGGUUAGCUUUUGAGUGAGGAGCCAAGAAAGUAAGGAAAAUAGCGGAGUGAUUCUAAACUGCUAUACUAUAUCAUAGUGGAUCUGUACGGGCAGGAAC